AUGCUGCGUUCGUGCUGUUCUGCCCUGGGCUUGCUGCUUGGCCUGCUGAGUGCACAUCCCGCUUCGGCAGUGCGAGCGAUUGUUCAGGUGAAGCAGUGCGGGUAUAAAAGCCUUCUCGAAGCCAAAGUCACUGAAGUGAAGGGCGGGGUGAAGGUGAAGGUUUGUGGGGAGGAAGUGGCUCUUCAAAAAGAACAGACGCAGACAGAUGCAUGGAGGUUUUUGAACUGGUGGGAUCCGGCGCAGAAGGGGGAGAAACUGUCGGAUGAAGACCUCAAGACCCUCGACGAUUAUCUCGGCGACUAUCAGUUUUCUCGCCCCAUGGGCCAAAUCGGUCAUGGAAUGCUGCCGCCGAACUUCGAGGGCUUUCACAUCUUUCAGGGUACCACAUCUGCAAUGGUGCAGGGUAUCUUCAAGUUCGAGGUGUCCUUGGGCAACGCUUUGAACCGCCUCCCUAGCAUGGGCACAGCCCAGCUGUACCGAGGAGGCUGGACGUCUUCAGAGCAGCUUAAGGAAAUGCAAGCAGCCUUGGCUGCUGGUUCUGCCAUCAGCUUCCCAUGGUUCCAGUCAACGACCACCGACGACAGCCACGCCUACAAGUUCAUGGGCAGGAAAAGUGAACCGGCCACGUGCGCCAACGAUUGCAUUGGGAAAGGAGAGGCUUUCCCCACAUAUUUGACAUUUGAGACCUGUUAUGGGAAAAACGUCACCGAGUGGAAUGCCGCCGAAAUGGAAUGGCUGUUGCUUCCAGGCCUCCGCUUUAAGCUUGCCAGCAUCACCAAGGUCAUAAAUGAUCCAUGGCAGGAGGCCACGCCCAAAGACAUGGCAGAAUGGCUGGGGCAGUCACACACAAUGCCCACGAAGGACUGGAGCCGAGAAGGGAAGAUGACCUAUGGGCCUUGGCCUGAUAUCGCUGAUGCAGUUCUGGCCCAUUCCAUCGAUGGCCCAGCCUUCAUCAAGUGGUUUAAGAACAGAUCAUUUCCGGAGCCGUAUGUGAAGGGCAAAUGGGAUGAGUCAGAAUACCUUUACUCGGACAAACACAUGGAAUUUCAAUAUGCUGCCUACACGCGUUACAAGCUUCCAAGGAUUUCUACAAGGAUAGGCGCGGGCCCCAACACUGUGGAAUACUACUACCGCAUCAAUCUUCAGGACGCAGAGCCAUGCUAA
Symbiodinium pilosum is the source of this 1164-nucleotide messenger RNA. Lineage: Eukaryota; Dinophyceae; Suessiales; Symbiodiniaceae. The record is from the annotation of a GenBank genome assembly.